UUUAUUUUUUUUUCUUUCUCAUUUCUCAACGGGGUCAUUAUCAUUUACAUAUUCAUUUUUGUGAACCACAUGGUGUCAUGUCUGGAGAAUUUGUUAUAUACCUAUAUUGUUUUUUUUUUAUUUUGUCAAGCAUCAUCUGGCAUCAUCCAGCAAGCAGCUGAUGAGUGUCGUCACAAGUGUCAAAAAGUGUAAACAAUAAUUUAAAAAAUUUAACAGAAAAAGUAAAAACAAACAACAAUAAAAAAUUUAUUUGAUGGUAGUUCUAAUUAUUUAUAAAUAAAUUAAUUUAACAUUUACAUGUAGUGACCAGGAUGAAGAGCCAACUACAAUUAAAUAAAAUAUACUUUUUAAUAAUUUUUUUAUUAAAUUUUAUUGGACAUCUUGAUGGUUUUAAUUGGAAUGAUAUUAAUUUACCAAAAAAUCAUGUUAAAUAUUAUUUCAACACGUUUCCAAAUGUUGAGAAAUUAUGUCGUAAUGAUCCAACAUGUCCAUAUAAGAAUGAAAUGAAAAAAAAAUCAUGCUGGGGAUAUGAAAGUAAUUGUACAUCUGAAAAUUCAUUUUCUAUACCUCAUUGUCCUGGUGAUCACAAAGGUUGGGUUACAUCUAAAAAAGCACAACUUGAUACAUUUUAUAAACAGGGUGAUUUUGGAUAUAUAAAAGAUCAAAAAAAAGAAAUGUCAAUAAUUUGUGAACCAUUAUUUAUUGAUGAUUCAUCACUUGAAUGCUCUGAACAUUUGAGAUUUUGUCGUGGCAGAAAUAUCAUGAUUAAUUUAACAAAUUUAAUCAACAGACAUGAACAAAUACGAUACAACAUGGAUGUAUUGAAAGAAGGUGAAAUUAGUGGAUUUUGCAAAUUAAAUGAAAAAAAAUUGCAAGAAAAUUGUGAUCAUAUUAGUGCCUUACAAUCAUGGGGUCCAGAAUUACGAAAUUUUCGUAAAUCAAAACGUCGACCAAUUCGUGAUGGUGAUUGUGAUGUAAUCAUCAGCAAGCCAACUUUUAUUAUGAAAAUUGAUGCAACAGUUAAUUUGUAUCAUCAUUUUUGUGAUUUUUUUAAUCUUUAUGCAUCACUUCAUGUUAAUCAAUCACAUCCAAGUGCCUUUAGUUUGGAUAAUCACAUAAUGAUUUGGGAAACUUAUAGUUAUCGAUCAGCAUUUCAAGAUACUUUUAAAGCAUUUACAAAAAAUCCAUUGUGGGAUUUAAAAACAUUUACUGGAAAAACAGUUUGUUUUAAAAAUAUUGUUUUUCCACUUUUACCAAGAAUGAUAUUUGGUCUCUAUUACAACACUCCACUGAUUUAUGGCUGUGAAAAAAGUGGAUUAUUUAAAGCAUUCAGUGAACAUAUACUUGAUCGUCUUGACAUUCCAUUGAGACAAAGAAAAAAUAAAAAAAUUCGUGUUACAUUGUUGAGCAGAGAUACUAGAUACAGAAAAAUUUUAAAUGAAGAUGAAUUAGUUGAAGCUUUAAAAAAAAAUUCAGAGUAUCAAGUUAAAAGAGUUGUUUUUAAUAGAGACGUGACAUUUAAAAAACAGCUAGAAAUAACAAGAAAUUCUGAUGUAUUUAUUGGUAUUCAUGGAGCUGGUUUAACACAUGCCAUAUUUUUACCAGAUUGGGCUUCACUUUUUGAAUUAUAUAAUUGUGAGGAUGCUGGAUGCUACAAAGAUCUCACUAGACUUCGUGGUGUUAAAUAUUUUACUUGGGAAAAUAGCACAAAGAUUUAUCAACAAGAUCCAGGAACACAUCCAGAUGGUGGUGCACAUGCUAAAUUUACAAAUUACAGUUUUGAUGUCAAUGAAUUUUUAAGAAUUGUAUCACUUGCUGCAAAUCAUGUUAAAGAACAAAUGUCAUUUAAAAAAUUCAUUGAUCCAAAUUAUGACAAUGAACCUCCAAAACAAGAGCUGUAAUAAAUAAUAAUUUUAAAAAUUUCGAAAAAAUAAUGCUCAAAUAAAUUUCAAUUAUAUUAUA
Aphidius gifuensis is the source of this 1962-nucleotide messenger RNA. It is a transcript of the gene Eogt, whose product is annotated as EGF domain-specific O-linked N-acetylglucosamine transferase. The record is from RefSeq and is a predicted model, not a curated record. Gene Ontology annotation, cellular component: endoplasmic reticulum lumen. The transcript has 11 exons. The coding region runs from base 312 to 1901 and encodes 529 amino acids. Gene Ontology annotation, molecular function: protein N-acetylglucosaminyltransferase activity. Lineage: Eukaryota; Metazoa; Arthropoda; Insecta; Hymenoptera; Braconidae.